Limanda limanda (common dab) is the source of this 2124-nucleotide messenger RNA. Its product is annotated as kinesin-like protein KIF23. Gene Ontology annotation, molecular function: microtubule motor activity; microtubule binding; ATP binding. The coding region runs from base 1 to 2124 and encodes 707 amino acids. The transcript is spliced from 20 exons. Gene Ontology annotation, cellular component: nucleus; kinesin complex; microtubule. The record is from RefSeq and is a predicted model, not a curated record. Lineage: Eukaryota; Metazoa; Chordata; Actinopteri; Pleuronectiformes; Pleuronectidae. Gene Ontology annotation, biological process: microtubule-based movement.
AUGACUCCAGCUAUAACCCCCAGGAACUGCAAAGGCAAGACUCCUCUGAGGCACGGACCUAGGAAGGCGUCCAACGCAGAGAGAGAUCCAGUUGGAGUGUACUGCCGGAUACGACCGCUGGGAGCAGAAGAUGAGGAAUGUUGUGUCGACAUGAUUAGCAGCUCCACUAUUCAGCUCCAUGCUCCCGACGGUCUGAAAGCCAACCGCAAUGGAGAAUACAAAGAGACACAGUACACCUUCCAAAAAAUAUUUGGUAUUAAUUCCACGCAAAUCGAGCUUUUUGACGUUAUUGCCAAGCCUCUGAUUGAUGACCUCAUCAACGGUAAGAAUGGUCUGCUGUUCACUUACGGUGUUACUGGAAGCGGUAAGACCUUCACCAUGACCGGCGCUCCUGGGGACGGUGGACUCCUCCCUCGCUCUUUAGACAUGCUCUUCAACCGCAUCGGCGCCUUUCAGGCCAAAAGAUUUGUGUUUAAACCAGAUGAGAAAAAUGGGAUGGAGAUUCAGAAUCAAGUUGACGCUCUCCUGGAGAGACAGAAGCGAGACAGUCAGCCGUCAGUGCCCAAGACACCAGCCUCCAGGCAGAGGGCUGACACAGAAUUUGCAGAUAUGAUCAGCGCAGAGGAGGCGUGUCAAUCUGAGAAUGUGGACGAGGACCGCUACAGCGUUUUCGUGUCCUACGUCGAGAUCUACAACAACUACAUCUAUGAUCUCCUGGAAGAUGUUUCGAUUGACCCAAUCAGAUCAAAGUGGCUCGGUGGUGGCACGCCUGUACGAAACAAUGAGUUCAUACCACCUCAAUCCAAGAUUCUCCGUGAAGAUCAGAAUCAUAACAUGUAUGUGGCUGGCUGCACGGAAGUGGAGGUCAAAUCCACAGAAGAGGCGUUUGAAGUCUUUUGGAAGGGGCAAAAGAAAAGGAGGACGGCCAACACUCAACUCAACCGGGAAUCCAGUCGCUCCCACAGUGUGUUCACGGUGAAGUUGGCCCAGGCCCCACUGGAUGCUGAUGGGAACCACAUUUUACAGGACAGAAACCAGGUGAAUGUGAGCCAGCUGUGUCUGGUGGACCUGUCCGGCUGCGAACGCACCAAUAGAACCAGAGCAGAGGGAGCAAGGCUCCGUGAAGCCGGUAAUAUCAAUAAGUCUCUGAUGACACUGCGCACAUGUAUGGAAGUCCUGCGGGAAAACCAAAUGUAUAGAACUAACAAGAUGGUUCCAUACAGAGACUCUAAAGUCACUCAUCUGUUCAAGAACUACUUUGACGGCGAAGGAAAAGUCAGGAUGAUUUUGUGCGUCAACCCAAAGGCCGAUGAUUAUGAAGAAACUAUGCUGGUGAUGCGCUUUGCCGAGAUGACCCAGGAGGUGGAGGUAGCGCGACCGGCCGAUGGUCCGAUCUACGUCCUUCCUGCAGGACGCAGACAAAGACACCAGGCGUCCGGAGAUGAGAUGUCACGUCGGAUUGAAGAACGAGGAGGUCCCGGUAAUUCUGAUGACCCAGAUCUGCUGAAUCGGGUCAUUGGGCUCAUUGAAAGCCUUCCAGCCCUGCCUCCUAGUGAGGUGGUGGACGCAUUCGAUGAUCAGACGCUGCCCCGCCUGGUUGAAGUCCUGGAGAAGAGGCAACACAUUCGUCAGAUGAUAUCCGAGCAGUUCAAAACGAAAGGCAAUACACUGAUGUCCAUGCUUCAGCAGUUUGACACCCACCCCAGUGCAAAGGAGACUUUCCUUCACAGUCAACAAAGCAAACUGAGAAGUCAGAGGACAGAGCUGGAGCGAUUGGAGAAAAAAUCCAAAAUGCUGGAAAAUAAGAUCGACAUCCUGCAAAAGACCACAGACAUGCAUGAGCAGGACAAACGCUCACUGCAGAAUGAUUGGGAGAAGGAGUGUGAGAGAAGAGUGAACGCCAAGCAGAUGGAGAUGCAGAACAAGUUGUGGGUGAAAGAUGAAGAGUUGAAGCAGCUGAAAGCCAAAGUGACUGAGAGCACCAGCAGCGGCGGUGGAAAGAAACCCGCGAGGCCCUCAAGAGAGAGGGACAAGAACAAGAACAUCCCCCAGAAGAGGUCUGCAUCCCCAUCACCGACUCCUGGGUCCAACGAGUCUCAUCUUCAGUUCAUCCGAGUGUCUUGA